GUUUAAAAGAAGGAUCUACAUAAAUCAUGUCGCCGAGUGUCCAAGAUCUCUGAGAGCCCUUCCAGUUACUGUUAUCGACCGUCCAGAUCGUGAAACGUUCUAUCCGCGACAUGGCACCUCAACGUAACCGCCAGAACGUGUUGAUGAACGAUCAACACCGUCUUUCUGAACAGCUUCAGCUGCUCUCUCACUUCAAAUACUCAGAUCUCGAUAUGCCUUAUGCAGGUGUCGGCGAGCACAGUAACAAGGCUACGCGGAACCCUGACACCAAUACCAUGAUUCGCAUUCUCGACACCAUCGCGGUCGCACUGACCACCGGCCUGGCCGGAGAUGUCUACGCUGCGGCAUUUGACACCAGUCGGGGUCUUAAGCUUGUCUUGGCAAAGAACGUACCUCCCUCAGCUAACGACGAUGGCGCCGUUCGUGCAUUGUUCAGCCAAAUCACCGCUCCCCAGGCUCCUGCCGUAGGGGACCUUUUGCCUUUCCUAUUUACUCGUUGCGGAGCGAACAUCAGGAAGCGGGUCGCGAAGAUGGGUGACACUUUGAACAAUUUCUCCAGUGGCAUCGAGGAAGCCUUAAAGGAAUACGAAUCCUUGCCCUCCAUCGACGAAGAGUUUCCCUCAUCUACGGAUUAUCGCGAUCUCCUGUAUGGUGACGGAGCGGUCACAUUUGCGGAAAUGAUACGUGAUCUGUUGAAGGCUAUCAAGGACACCGUUACACGUUUCGAUUCACAGGAUCUAUACACAACGUCAGGCGUCCACCGCUUCUUCAGCACCUUUGUGCUCAUGGUCAUCGUUCUCAAAAAGUCCCGUCUGCUACGUUGGCUCUGCCAAUCAGACGAAGUUAUCUAUCGCCACCGCAAACUGCAGGCGGAACAGCUGAAACGCCGCCUUGCUAAGGUCAGCCAGUAUUCCGAGGGCAUUGCAGACGUCAUCACGUAUACGAGGCGCUACUUCCCACAAGGCAUUGCAUAUUGCUGGGUCGACCCGAUUCAUGGCACGGGCGAGGCUACAGUUAAGCUAGUAGGCGGUUACGCUAUGGCCAUCGAACGGGCACUUGGUGUUCCUCCCAUGAGGGACACUCUAGCCACACUGCACGAUAGCUUUCCAGAGAUAAGAGUGGAGUGGGGCACGUCUCGUUCCAUCACGACUCGACUCCACGCCGAAAUCCACAUCCUGCUUCAUCUCAGCAAGUCGUUCGAUGAUAAUUUGGAUAACUCUCAGCAGCGGCCUAUCGGAUGUAGCAAACGGAGUUGCUUAUGUUGCACUUUGUGGAUUUGGGCGUAUAAUAAGAGGUACGGGACAAAUUGGCUGACGUCUGGGUCCCAUGGUAAGCCUUACUCCGCUUGGGCUUUGCCUGGUUGCACCUACGCACAUGCUUGGGUGAAAGGCGGGCAGAGCGAGGUUGAUGUAACUGUCAUGGACGGGGUCCAGGAGCGCCUGACUCAGACUAUUACUAAGCUAUUUCCAAACCAGAGGAGGCUCUCUGAUGAACAUCGGUCGAGCGGGUCGGAAUUAGGGGGAAGUGACUCGGAAGAGGAGAGGACGACGCACCGACGGGAUCUGGUCCGUGACGUCCGUCAGGAGUGGGACGAAUUCAGUAGAACUUUUGGUAUUACUAGACGCCUUUAGGCCCUGGUCUGUAACACUGUGGCAGUUUCAAUGUUAUCACAUGCUUUAAAGAGUAUUCCAAGGUGCAAAUAGCAUAUUUUCUUUUGAAUCAAAUUAUGAGAC
This is a messenger RNA of Pisolithus orientalis, 1733 nucleotides long. RefSeq lists its product as uncharacterized. The coding region runs from base 111 to 1631 and encodes 506 amino acids. The record is from RefSeq and is a predicted model, not a curated record. The transcript has 2 exons. Lineage: Eukaryota; Fungi; Basidiomycota; Agaricomycetes; Boletales; Pisolithaceae.